Columba livia (rock pigeon) is the source of this 8834-nucleotide messenger RNA. RefSeq names its product phospholipase D1 (gene PLD1). Bases 584 to 3811 code for a protein of 1075 amino acids. Gene Ontology annotation, cellular component: intracellular membrane-bounded organelle; plasma membrane region. The transcript is spliced from 29 exons. Lineage: Eukaryota; Metazoa; Chordata; Aves; Columbiformes; Columbidae. Gene Ontology annotation, biological process: intracellular signal transduction; phosphatidic acid biosynthetic process; regulation of vesicle-mediated transport. Gene Ontology annotation, molecular function: phosphatidylinositol binding; D-type glycerophospholipase activity. The record is from RefSeq and is a predicted model, not a curated record.
AGAGGAAGCGGUGAUGGGCGAUCCUGCGCUGCUGCUGGCCUCUCUGCACCCGCUUAUCUCUUAACUUCACGCAUCUGGUGGGUCAGCUGCCGCCCAGAGCAGAGAUGCUGCCGUCCUCUCUACAUGCUCCAGAAGGGCUUCAGGAAUAGCUGUGUCGACGGUGAGAUGCUGGGAUUUCACACUGCUGGCUGUGUCCCACAGAUUUAUGCCAGGUCACAUCGUUUUGGGGACUUUGCAGUGAAUUUAGUUCAGACCCAGAUUUAUGGACAGAAUAAAAGGAAGGUGAGAAUUUACCCCCAGCAGUGCUCUUCUGAGGUCUGCGCAGCUCAUGUGUUGACUGCAGCAGCACUGAUCCCUGUGUGUGUGCCGCACAGCGCACUCUUUCACCAACACCUUGUGUUAAAUAAGAAACCUUAUUAGUGGCAGCACUAAUUGUCCUCCAAGGGAUGUGUGGAAGCUCCUGAAGAUCAAAAAGCAGGUGGGAGCAGAGAACCAGAGAAACUCCUGACAGACAAUAUUGUGUUUCUUCAGAGCUCCAGGUAUUUUUGAAGCCCCCUGUGGCUCUGGCACACGGGUCCCUGAGAUGUCCCUGAGAGCUGACAGCCAUGCAGCUACGUCGUCGCUGAAGAAGAUUGCUGCAGACAUGAGCAACAUCAUCGAGAGCCUGGACACCAGGGAGCUCCACUUCGAGGGGGAGGAGGUCGACUCGGAGGUGCUAAAUGACCCAAAAGGCGCUGUGUCCAUUCCCUUCUCUGCCAUCUAUCACACCCGGGGCUUCAAAGAGCCGGGCACGCAGGCGUACCUCACGGGAUGUCCUGUUCGAGUGCGUGUGUUGGAAGUGGAACGCUUUACUUCCACGAAGAAGGUACCAAGCCCCAACGUUUACACCAUCGAGCUGACCCAUGGAGAGUUCACAUGGCAGGUGAAAAGGAAGUUCAAGCACUUCCAGGAGUUUCACAGGGAGCUGCUGAGGUACAAAGCCUUCGUGCGCAUCCCUAUCCCCACCAGGAGUCACACAGUGAGAAGACAAUCCAUCAAAAGGGGAGAACCAAGGCAGAUGCCGAGCCUGCCACACACGGCGGAGAGCACGGUGCGGGAGGAACACUUCUCAAGCAGGAGGAAACAACUGGAAGACUACUUGACAAAGAUCCUUAAAAUGCCAAUGUACAGGAACUACCAUGGAACAAUGGAGUUCAUUGGAGUAAGCCAGCUGUCAUUCAUCCAUGACCUGGGACCAAAGGGCAUAGAAGGGUUGAUCAUGAAGCGCUCUGGGGGCCACCGCAUCCCUGGCCUGAACUGCUGUGGCCAAGGAAGGAUGUGCUACCGAUGGUCCAAGAGGUGGCUGGUGGUGAAGGACUCUUUCCUGCUCUACAUGAAGCCAGACUCAGGGGCCAUCGCCUUUGUCCUGCUGGUAGAUAAGGAAUUCAACAUUAAAAUAGGCCAGAAAGAAACAGAAACUAAAUACGGGUUGCAGAUCGACAAUCUCUCUAGGUCGCUGAUUUUGAAGUGUAACAGCUACAGACAUGCCCAGUGGUGGAGACAGGGCAUCGACGAGUUCGUUCAGAAGCACGGCAAGGCCUUCCUCAAGGAGCAUCGCUUCGGCUCCUACGCAGCUGUGCAGGAGAACACGCUGGCCAAGUGGUAUGUCAAUGCUAAGUGGUACUUUGAAGACGUCGCAAAUGCCAUGGAAGCUGCGAAGGAGGAAAUUUUCAUCACAGAUUGGUGGCUGAGCCCAGAAAUCUUCAUGAAACGACCUGUUGUGGAAGGAAACCGCUGGCGGCUGGACUGCAUCCUCAAGCGGAAAGCACAACAAGGAGUGAGGAUUUUUGUUAUGCUGUACAAAGAAGUGGAGCUUGCCCUAGGGAUCAACAGUGAAUACAGCAAGCGGACGCUCAUGCGCCUCCAUCCAAACAUUAAGGUGAUGAGACACCCAGACCAUGUGUCCUCCUCUGUGUACCUCUGGGCCCACCACGAGAAGCUUGUCAUCAUUGACCAGUCUGUGGCGUUUGUGGGUGGCAUUGACCUGGCAUAUGGCAGGUGGGACGAUGAUGAGCAUCGCCUGACGGACGUGGGCAGCGUGAAACGAAUGACGGCGGUGAAGUCGGUGUCAUCGACCAACCUGGCGUCUGCAGCGGAGCCGUCUGAACGUGUCCCCCUGCAAUCUCAAGCUCCGUCCCCAGAAAACCACUUGCUCCAGAGAAAUGCUGAUGAUGCCCCAGACACAUCAAAAAUGAAAGGAAUAGGCAAACCCAAAAAGUUUUCAAGUUUCAGUAUUUACAAGCAUCUCCAUAAGCAUGGCAUACACCAUGCUGACAGCGUCAGCAGCAUAGACAGUGAAUCAAGUUACUGUAACCCCACUAGAAGUCAACCGAAUAUAAUCCAGAGCUUAAAGCCCCAUCUGAAAAUGUUCCAUCACCACACUGAAUCCAAACAGGGGCUCGCUGAGCCUCGGGAGGAUAAAGGAUCCAUCCGCAGCAUGAAAACGGGUGUUGGUGAGCUGCUUGGGGAAACCAGGUUCUGGCACGGAAAAGACUAUUGCAACUUUGUCUUUAAAGACUGGGUUCAACUUGACAAGCCUUUUGCUGACUUCAUCGACAGAUACACCACCCCGAGGAUGCCCUGGCACGACAUCGCCUCCGUGGUGCAUGGCAAAGCAGCACGAGAUGUCGCCCGACACUUCAUCCAGCGCUGGAACUUCACCAAGAUUAUGAAGCCCAAAUACCGAUCCCUGUCCUACCCGUUCCUGUUGCCAAAAUCUCAGCAAACGGCUAAUGAGUUGAAGUAUCAGGUGCCAGAGGCUGUUCAUGCCACAGUUCAGGUGAUCCGUUCUGCUGCUGACUGGUCAGCUGGCAUUAAAUACCAUGAGGAGUCCAUCCACAACGCCUACAUCAGCGUGAUAGAAAACAGCAAGCACUACAUAUACAUUGAAAACCAGUUUUUUAUUAGCUGUGCUGAUGACAAAGUUGUCUGGAACAAGAUCGGCGAUGCAAUUGCUCAGAGGAUUCUUAAAGCUCACAGGGAAAACAAACGUUUCCGAGUCUAUGUGGUGAUCCCGCUGCUGCCUGGGUUUGAAGGAGACAUCUCAACCGGCGGGGGGAACGCACUGCAGGCCAUUAUGCACUUCAACUACAGGACCAUGUGCCGAGGAGAAAACUCAAUCCUGGGCCAGCUGAAGGCAGAGGUUGGAGAUAAGUGGAUAAACUACAUAUCAUUCUGUGGACUUCGAACAUACGCAGAGUUGGAAGGAAAACUAGUCACAGAGCUCAUCUAUGUUCACAGCAAACUGCUUAUUGCUGAUGACAACACAGUUAUAAUUGGCUCUGCCAACAUCAAUGACCGCAGCAUGCUGGGCAAGCGGGACAGCGAGAUCGCCAUCAUCGUGCAGGACACUGAGACCGUCCCCUCGGUGAUGGAUGGAGAGGAUUACAGCGCUGGGAAGUUUGCCCAGUCCCUCCGGCUGCGCUGCUUCAGGGUUGUCCUUGGCGGCUCAGAUCUCAGUCCAGAACAUCAGGAUCCCGUCUGUGACAAAUUCUUCAAGGAAGUGUGGAUUUCUACCGCGGCUCGCAAUGCCACCAUCUUUGAUAAGGUUUUUCGAUGCCUUCCCAGUGACCAGGUGAAUAAUUUAACCCAACUGCGUGAUUUCAUCAACAAGCCCAAAUUAGCGAAUGAUGAUCCUGUGAAAGCAGCAGAAGAACUAAAAAAGAUUCGUGGGUUUUUAGUACAAUUCCCUUUUCGUUUUCUGGAGGAAGAGUAUUUGCUUCCCUCCGUUGGAACAAAAGAGUCCAUGGUACCCAUGGAGGUUUGGACUUAAAAAGAUGCAGACUGCUUCAUGUUUUUAAAGUCUGGUUCUCUAGAGACAAGUUGAUGAACAAUAUGGGAUUUCAGAAAGCUUUUUAUGGUUAAAGGAGGUGAAAAAGAUCUUCACCAAGCUAAUGUGCCUUUCUUAAGGAUUUUGGUGGAACUUGAAGCAAAUCAACACUAGCAAAGGAGAGGGGCAGAAAGACUUGGAAGUCAUGGAAAAAGAGAAGUUCAGCCUCUGAAGGAGUUACUUCUUAAGACACGUUCUGAGCACCUAAAGGAUCCAGGCCACUUCUAGGAUAGGAAACAGAAGUUGUUGCUGCUGCCAGCUGUGUUCUGUGGUUGCAUCCCUACCAUGGUCGUGCUGGGGCUGCGCAGGAGUCAUGGGCUGCGUGUGCUCCUGAGGUUUUUGGGCAUCCAUACCCUGGAUGGCUGGAUUCCCAUAUCUCACCCCUUCGUCCGCCUUCAGAGCACGUUGGGAAGUGCUGCUGAGUGCUGCCAGGGGCUGUCCUGCAGUUUGCCCAUGUAGGUCUUGCACGUCUCAAAUGGAAACAGACCAACAAUCUUGUAUCAGAAUCAGCAUUUCAGUCUCUUCUCCCCUCUUGGUGGGGGGGUGGGGAAAACCUUGUUUCUACUACCGCUAGAGCAAUCAUUAGUGCUGAUGCACAGCAUGGUGCUCCCUGGGUCUUGGCAAAGGGCAGCCUCGGUGGAGCUGGAGGUGUUAGAGAUCACAGGAGUUUGCUGGUCUUUGCAGAAACGCAGCACACCGGUUUGUUCAAACUGUGCAUAAGGGCUUUCUCCGAGACGAUCAAGAUUUAAACUCAAGCCUUGGAUCUCUGGAGCUGAAGAAAAGCGAGGCACUGCCUGUAAUGGGACAGAAACUCGAAAGCCAGUAUGGGCUGGACUAAGCUCUGUGCUCUGGGUCCUCCAUUCUGGUAUCUGGACUGCAGUACAUAGGUGGACUUUUCUUUCCAUUCCCUUUCUCUCUAUUUAAAAGAAGGAAAAGGCCAUUUAGCCAGAGCUAAAGCUGUGCUCAGAAUGAGCUGAGAUGUCACUUUGUAGAUGGGGUAAAUGCAAAGGGGAAGGUGAGCAGUUAGCAAAGCCUUGUCUUUAGUCUGCUUUGCUAUUAGACCAGCCACAAUCUUCAACUCAGUCAUGCAGGACGUGUCUUCCCAAGCAAGGUAAAACUCAGCAUGCCCUUUACUGUUUUCUGUUUCUGUGAGACACUUUCCAAAGCUAUUUUGCAUCUCACUGUGCAGUGAAGCAGCUUUGAUUCUGCAUCCCUGGGCAAAACACUACUGCUCCUGGGAUGGGGACCUUGUGUGGUGGGUGAUGUCCUGGCUCUUUACUCCAUCCUCUCUCCUGCAAUGACUGUGUCUCCUGAUUUCACGUCCAGGAAGAGAUGUUCCCUGGCAGUCAGCAGUGCUGUGUCAAACACUAAGACAUCAGACUAUUAGAAAUGCUGAAUUAGACUUGGAUCUGGAGAAGUGGGAGGCUGAGCUCCUCUGCUGCCGCUGCAUCCGAGGGGCUCCCUUUGCUAACUGGGUUUAACCCAUUAGCCAAGUCUCCUUAGCCAAAAGACCGGGUAAACUGGUAUUUACUUCAGUUCACAAGCAAGUUUCUUUUUUUCCUUUUCUGGCUCUUCCAAGACUCUCAACUGUUUUUAACCAGAAGAGGAUCACACCAGUCACUUCACUGUCCACAAACAUAGCCAGCCCCUUGUUUUAGACAUUUGCCUUCUGCAUUUUCAGGCCCAUAAACCAGGCACCAGGUAAUUCUGUACCUGCUGCAUCACUGGAGUAAAGUAACAGCCCCAGAUGUUCCUCCAGGGCAGCAUGAGUCUCUGCCCUUCCUACAGUCUCCACUGUAUUACACUCGUGUUUUGCAGAUGCAAUUGCCAAUGACACACCGUUCUGGUCGGUACAUGUGUGUGCUGGUUGGCCUGUGGGAAGUGCACGUGCAGCAUUUUAUGUGAUGAUCUUUGGUCCAGGUGGUUGAUGCUUUUAGCUGGCAUGCUGUAAGCAGAUAAGUAUGUUCCUUUGAUUUUUUUUUUUUUUUUCCUUAAAAAAAUCAACCUGGGUUCAUACCCAGCAGAGCCAGAGCAGUAUGUGCCCUGACCAUUUGCAAUCAAGAAAGAUCAAAGGUGUCUUGUUAUUUCACAUCAGAGCUUUUAUCUCCUGAUAUGUUUUUAGCUGUUUUAGUUUGAACAAAGCUGCUAACUUUAGACAAUUACAGCCUGUCAGAAAAUCAUUGUAAGUCAGACAGAUCUGUAUUCAGAGCUGAAAGGGAAGCGCUCAUCCCCACCACCCAUACACAUGAACCGUGAAGAAGUGCGAGACUCCUCUCAUCUUUCAAGUGCUCUUAUUGUCCCCAUCCUCGUAUUAGCAAAGAUUCUUGUGAUUGUUAAAUUAUCCUUGUAUUGUAUUCUAAGAUGGUAGGUACCUAACUAUUGGGGCUCAUAACUCCCAUGGUGUUAAGUCUCCCUCUGCCAGGCUGCUUUGGGGGAAAAACACCCUGGUUCUGCACCACUCAGCCCACCCUGUGAUGGCUGCUGGUCCCAGGCAACACAGCAGAGCCACAGAGGAAAGGUUUUGCCCACUGAUUCUGUAUGAAAAGGUGCUAAUUAAGAAGGUCUUUUGUUAUUAAAGUAGCAGAUGGGCUUCACAUUGGCUCUGUCUGGGAUGAGGUUUCCCUCAGUGGGAACGGAGCCACAUUGAACAUCCCUCCUCUGUGUUAGUGCUUAAUUCAUAAUACCAGGAAUUCAGUAGCAUUCAAAUGCAAGCAAGGUGUGUGGGGCAGCCUGGGCACAGCGCAGGGAGAGCCCUGUGUCCCCAGAGGCCACAGAAUCCCCUCCAUGGGUACAGCACUGCACACCCCGAGGAGAUGAUGGGGCUGGAGUCACUUCCAGUGAAGGCACAAGGCUUGUUCGCACCCUUGGGCUGUGCUGCUCAGACCUGGCUCCUUGGGUUUUCUUUCUUUUAUUAAGAAGCCUGUGAGGUUGAACACCUUGAGAGAGGUAAUUUCUGCAACUAAACAAUCACUACUUCUUAGUCUGUAAUACCAGCGUGGGUUUAUUUUUAAUACCUUCAAACUGGAGAGGAUCGCUUACAAAUAUACAGCACUGUAACAAGUGAUGUGGAUUCAAGCACUAGCAAACCCAGAAACAUGAGCUGUUUCUUGUGACAUUUAUUUGUUAGCACUAUAGGAGAUGGGAUAACUUCUCCCAGGCUCAGACUUUAUUUUGUAACACAGCCCGAGUAGAACACUUUUCUUCUUUAAUUUAUUCCUUAACAAGUGCCGCUUUGAGAACUCACAAUUCUUACUAUAUAUUUUAAUAGUCUGUCAUUUUUAAAUGUGUGUUUUGUUGUAUAAAAGUUGGACUGGAUAAAUGUUUCACUGUAAAAUUAAUGCAUGAUUUAAAAAAUGAGGAAUAAAAUGUCAUAAUAUGUAAGAAUUUUACAAAAAAAUAAUUUGUAGGAGACCUACUUCAAUGCUCCAUGGCAGAUGCAAAGUGCUCAGCUCAGUUUCUGCUCUCUUGGUCUCCAUUUGUUGCCUGACGUGAUGUGACCUUUGCUGGAUUAAACCCCCAAAUACUCUAUUUGCCUUUCUUUUGAUCAGGUUGCACAACAUGAUUUUGCAAUUCCGGUGCUGUCCCUGAAGGAGACCUCAGUGCAGGUUAUGCAUUGCUGGGACCCUGGUAAUAAUAACUUACAAUACCUUCAUUCCUUCCAAGGAAACAUCCAUGCACAAUCAAGAUCAGAUAUGGUUUGCUGCUGUUAUUUCAGUGUAACAAGUCUUUUGUGCACUUGUAGUAAAGAGAGUUGGAGGGAGUUGUAAUCUGUGCACAGAAGCUGCAUUCGUGGGGACAUUGAAAUAAAAGUCUGAAUGGUCCUUUAGGUUAAUGCUGUCUCCUCCUCCUCCUCCUGCCGAAUGUUAAAGACCCAAAUCCAUGCUGGUCUGAACUGACAAACCUCUAUCAGCUGUGCAGCUGCUGCAUGGGUUUUUUUCUGGCAGAAAGGACUUGGUCUGUAGGACAUGAUGGUGGCCAAGGUGAAGAAAGCAAACGGUCUCUGGACCAGGUAUGUGGGUGGAGGUUGGCAUCUCUUGAGUGGCCCACAAGAUGUGAAUACACUCUUCACGUUUUGUGACACUCAUUCUGCAAAUUGUUUCAAAUAAGCAAACCCUUCUGCACAGCUGAGAUCCUGCUGAAACCAGGAGCUUUGCAGAAUCGAGGGUUAAGCCAGGAGCGUUAAUGUCAUGGCAGUGAAUCAAGUUGAGCACGCAAAACUAAGGUAUAUCAGAGUUGAACAAACUGUACAUCGACCACUGAAUGCGAUGAUCCUCUUGGGGUUCAUCUUCUUUUUUUUUUUUUUUUUUUUUUAAUUUCCUUGCCUGCUUUCUUAUAUAUUUGUGAUUAUUCUAUUUUUAACCUCCCAGUGUGUUUUCAUAUAAUCUCCUCCUUGUAAAUAAUUCAAAUGUACCUCUUUCCUGACACUUGGGAAAUGAGAAAAAGUGUCAAAAGUCACAGUUCUGGGAAUGGUUGGUUGGUUGUUGGGGUUUUGGGGGGUCUUUUUUUGUUGUGGUGGUCUUUUUGUUUGGUUUGGGUUUUUUUGUUGGUUACUUUGUUUUGGGUUUUGGUGGGGUUUUCUUUUGGGAAGUGUUGUUUCUUGCUUCUGUUUUGGUGGGUUUGGGGUUUUUUUUAUCUUUUUGUUGUUGUUGUUGUUUGUUUGGUUUUGGUAUUUGUUUGUUUGUUUUGUUUGUUGUUGUUGUUGGUUUUUUUCCUAAAUUGUGUCACUAGUUUAAACUAAUCAGCAAAAGGAGAGCUUCCACUUCGGCUGUGAGUCCAGGUCUCCAUGUGUCUCUACCUUCUGAUGGUGCAGUUGUGAACACUGAACAUAUCCCUUCUGUGAAGGCUGCUGGGAUUGAGUUUUGUAUCCUUGUUUCUGCUAAUGAUCGCUUUCCUUUCCGCUCCGUUUGUAUCUGGUAAAUGAUUGUGUAUUAAUGGACUGAAAAUACAACUGAUCAUCAUGUCAAAA